Messenger RNA from Aspergillus nidulans FGSC A4, 1440 nucleotides. RefSeq lists its product as uncharacterized. The record is from RefSeq and is a predicted model, not a curated record. NCBI's taxonomy places the organism in Eukaryota, Fungi, Ascomycota, Eurotiomycetes, Eurotiales, Aspergillaceae. The transcript is spliced from 2 exons. The coding region runs from base 1 to 1440 and encodes 479 amino acids.
AUGAUGUCUAGUCUAUCCGACCUUGAAACCCACGCCAGUGAGCUCACAAGCGCUGUCAAGACGAUCAUCUCGCAAUGCCCUCGCCAAAAUGCCGCCUCUCGCAGCAGAACUCAACCCCUCAUCACCUCUAGCGCUUCCAAGGAAGCGCAUCGAGCCCAACAAUCGAUCUUAUCAACCAUUUCUGGCCUCCAGAAGCUCCUCACCAGCCCAACCGACUUCCUCCACCACCUCGCCGUUCAGAACCAGCUGCUUGCCUGCCUACAAUGGCUCGGAGAGUUCCAAGUCCUCGCUUGCAUUCCCCUCACCGGCACCGUUCCCAUAAAAGAUGUCGCUGAGCUGGCCGGUGUCCCAGAGACUCAUCUCUCACGUAUUAUCCGGAUGACAGCCACCGCUGGCUUCCUGGAUGAGCCAGACCCCGGUCAAGUCGCUCACAGCGCGCUCUCCGCUCCUUUCGUCACCAAACCGUCUUAUCUUGACGCUGUGAUGUUUUUGGCUGGCACCAUUGCCCCUUCUGCUUUGCAGAUGCCUACUGCAACGCAGCGAUUUGGCGCGAGUUUGCGUCCGAACGAGACCGCGUACAACCUAGCUUUAAAUAACCCAGCGACAUUCGCCAGUACGUCUGAGCAACGGCCAAAGCUUCAACGCCAGUGGCCUGCUUUUCUUCAGUAUGGGACCAGUGAUACCGACGAUCGAGUGACGGAUCUGUUGUCGAGGCUGGACCAUUUUCGAAGAGGAAGUAUAUCUGUCGUUGAGGUCAGCGCCCGCUCCCUCGACCGCGCAACAACCCUUGCAAACCUCUACCCAUCCAUCAACAUCACAGUCCAAAUCGCAUCCCCAGCAGGCCCAACUGCCUGGUCACCAGCACACCCCAAUCCCAUCCGCCCCCCAACUCCCGGCGGUAGCCACAAACACGACGACCUUCGCGCACUCACUGCAAGCACGGCCAGUACAACACCGGCCUCUAGCCACAACCACACCCAUACGCAUACCACCAAUAGCAUACCCCAGGCCUCCAACAUAACGAUCCAACACCGGCUUCCAACAGCACCGCAACCCAUUACCUCAGCAAAUCUCUACAUCCUACACCUCCCCUCUCCCUCACCAACAGUUCCUUUCGCCUCCCUUGCAACGCACAUCCUCGCAGAACUCCGCUCACAUCUCGACAUCCUCCGCUCAAACCCAUCGGCGACCCUGAUUCUCACCCCGCGGCCCUUGCCUGAACCCUCAGCUGUGCAUAGCGAGGUCGAAGCAAGCGCGCGACUGCGCGACUUGACGCUGAUGCAGUUGGCAAAUGAGCGUGAGAUUGAGCUGGCGGAGUGGAUUAAUCUGCUGAGCAAUGUCAGUGAUAGUAUGGGCCGGUUGGUGGUGGUGAAUAAGAUUCAGUCCAGAGAAAGCACGGUAGUUUUGUUGGAGAUUCGGUACCAGGCCUAUAACAGGUGA